GAGACUCGGCCAGCUGCUGUCCACGCAAGGUGCGCUCACUGCAGGAGGAGAGGCGCAACAAGACAGGGACCGGCCACUUUGUUUCGCUUUGUCGUGCUGUUUAACAUUUUGUUUAUAAUUGGGAAAAUUACAAUUGGAAAUGUUUCUACAACAUUUCACUCACUCAAAUCGUUUUAGCGCCAGAGUUGGAGUGAAGGAUAGUCCGCUGUUCGUUUGAGGAGUUUCUGUGGAUCUGGGAAGAUAAUGUGAGGUACACCAAACAUCAAAUUUGACUGCAAUAUCCUCCCCCAGACACAGCCAUGAAAUCUGUGCUUGAUGGUGUGGCAGACACCACCUUCCGGACUAUCACCUCGGGUUUGCAAUAUCUGGGCUCCAACGACGCCAAGUAUGACGACCCCACCAUCCACGCCGACUUCAUUAAGGGCGCCUUCGGUAUGCAGAAACCCUCGUCCGCCUUCCGCAGCCACACGUUCCCCGACAAAGUACCUGCGGACGAAGAUCUCAUCCUCAAGGGCAUGUUGCCCUACCCUACCAACGCCACGGAGCUCCUUGGCAACAGGAGCGCCUUCGGCGAGGACGGCGACACCAUGCGCUGCAGCGAGAACUUCAUGGACAUGGAGUGCUUCAUGAUCCUGACGCCCAGCCAGCAGCUGGCCGUGGCCGUCAUGUCUCUGACGCUGGGCACCUUCACCGUUCUGGAGAACCUGGUGGUGCUCUGCGUCAUCUUCCAGUCCCGCACCCUCCGCUGCCGGCCCUCCUACCACUUCAUCGGCAGCCUGGCCGUGGCCGACCUGCUGGGCAGCGUCAUCUUCGUCUACAGCUUCCUGGACUUCCACGUGUUCCACCGGAAGGACAGCACCAACGUGUUCCUCUUCAAGCUGGGCGGGGUCAUCGCCUCCUUCACGGCCUCCGUGGGGAGCCUGUUCCUUACGGCCAUCGACCGCUACAUCUCCAUCCACCGGCCGCUGUCCUACCGGCGCAUCGUGACGCGCACCAAGGCGGUGAUCGCCUUCUGCGUGAUGUGGACCAUCUCCAUCGUCAUCGCCGUGCUGCCCCUGCUGGGCUGGAACUGCAAGCGGCUCAACACCGUGUGCUCCAACAUCUUCCCCCUGAUCGACAAGAACUACCUGAUGUUCUGGAUCGGCGUGACCAGCGUGCUGGUGCUCUUCAUCAUCUACGCCUACAUGUUCAUCCUGUGGAAGGCGCACAACCACGCCGUGCGCAUGCUGAGCCGCAGCUCCCAGAAGAGCCUGGUGGUGUACUCGGCCGACGGGACUAAGGUGCAGAGCACCCGGCCCGAGCAGACCCGCAUGGACAUCCGGCUGGCCAAGACGCUGGUGCUCAUCCUGGCCGUGCUGGUGAUCUGCUGGGGGCCCGUGCUGGCCAUCAUGGUGUACGACCUCUUCUGGAAGAUGGACGACGACUUUAAGACGGUGUUUGCGUUUGCCACCAUGCUGUGCCUGCUCAACUCCAUGGUCAACCCGGUGAUCUACGCGCUGAGGAGCAAGGACCUGCGCCACGCCUUCCUCAGCUCCUGCCACGCCUGCAGGGGCACCGGGCAGCAGCUGGACAACAGCCUGGAGUCCGACUGCCAGAGCCGCAACACACACUUGGCCGCCCACAGGGCGGCCGAGAGUUGCGUGAAGAGCACUGUGAAAAUAGCCAAAGUGACCAUCUCGGUGUCGAGUGAGACUUCCGCCGCACCUGUCUAGUCGGGCUCUCUGAUGGGAUGUAUGGGUGAAGGGUGGUCGGCACCUCCAACCAUUGAGGCAUUGAGCACGCACUUAGAAAAGAACGAUCCAGAAGAAAGGUUUGACAGAAUUUCCUCUCCUGCGUCUAGCUAUAGUGGUGAACUAAUUAUUUAUGUUAUGUUAAUGUGCCAGUGUAUUGUGUAGUGUUUCAGUGCCAAAGUGCCAAAUGGUAGUGAGAGGAAUUGGUAAGGACGGAGGAUAUGAAGAACUACAAGACAACCAUUAGUCUUUUUCUACCACAGACGUCAUGGAUUCCGAUUAAUGAAGGCAUAUUAUAUUUUUGUAUUGUAAAUUCUAAAUCAAUAUAUCUUCAUUUAUGGGAUAAGGGGCUACUGACAUUUUUAUUCGUGGAUAUUCGAUUCUGUCACUCAUGUCGAUGUGCACAAGAAGGAGAGCAGAUUAUUGCCCCUUGUUGCUUGAGGAUAUGUGAGAGUCAUAUCAUUUCUUGGGAAAAACGACAACAAAUUUGAGUCUGUUUUUCUUUAAUUAUUGUAUUAUUCACGUAUCUUCUUUUAUUUUUAUUUUAUUCAACACAAUCAUUCGUCCCUUGAUUAUUGUCAACUGUAUGAAGAUAAUUGAAGGGUCACUAUGCUGGUGAACAAUCUGUAGAAUAGCUUUUUUCUAAACUUUGCUGAAUAAAACUGAUUAUGUUCUCUGCAUAAAAUUUAACGGCAGGAGAAAACAAAAAGAUUCACAUCUUUAAAGUAAGGUGCAACUAUAACAACCCAAAAAAUAUACAGAAAAAUCCUACAUCUAUGUUAAGAUUCUAUAUUGUCCACUUCUUUACUCUCUAGUAGGUGGAACAUUCUAGUAAUGUGUCUUUGUUCAAAUGUUUAGCUAAAAAUUGUACAGUGUUUCUUGUGAUAAGAAAAACGUGAAACAAUAAAAACAAAUGUUACAUUUGAACGGCACAUUAAAUAAUAUUGCUAGCUUUCGCCUUAAGGCUGGACUCAGAGUGCUGGACACUGCUGUUGAAUAAAGAGGUUUUGUCUGAAUAUAGCUGCUUUCUUCAAGUGUUUUGACUUGGAUUAAGCCUUAUCUGUUUGUGAAACUAUGUGACUUAAGUAAUUCCCCCACAAGCCUUUUGACAAUUGCAGUUGAGUUGUUUUUGUGGUAGCCUCCUCUCAAUGGUUGGGAUAAAUGAAAACAACCAAUUCACAAAGGUUUAGUGAAAUGCUUUUUAUGUAACUUCAAAUAAGGCACGUCUGCUGUGAAAUUGAAAGCAAAGCAAAGCCAAUUCAUUAGCUUGUAAGCGGAUGGUCAUUAUGUGUGCAUUUAUUGAAAUCAACUGAUGAUCCCAUUGAAGCAAUUGGGGAAUAGUGAUUUUCUAGUUGAUUGUGUAAUACUUUUGAUCUGUACAUCUCACAGCACAAUUGUUCCGUAGUCAAUUAUCUUGAUGUAAGCUAACCAGACAGCUAUCUAUCAGUAUGCUUCGCUGCCUCUUGUAUUAUUGAGUAUUCAAGAUCAAAAUGUCGAUUGUCAAGUGGCUUCUGUGCAAUGGUGGCAUAACAAAGGACUACAAUAAAAGAAACGAGUCUCUUUUGUCUUGAUGUUUUUGAGAUCGUGAAAAUAAAGACAAAGAUGGUCGACUUU
Messenger RNA from Gadus chalcogrammus (walleye pollock), 3344 nucleotides. Its product is annotated as cannabinoid receptor type 1A. Gene Ontology annotation, molecular function: cannabinoid receptor activity. Bases 300 to 1712 code for a protein of 470 amino acids. The transcript is spliced from 2 exons. The record is from RefSeq and is a predicted model, not a curated record. Lineage: Eukaryota; Metazoa; Chordata; Actinopteri; Gadiformes; Gadidae. Gene Ontology annotation, biological process: G protein-coupled receptor signaling pathway. Gene Ontology annotation, cellular component: membrane.